Messenger RNA from Syzygium oleosum, 1312 nucleotides. Its product is annotated as NAC domain-containing protein 2-like. NCBI's taxonomy places the organism in Eukaryota, Viridiplantae, Streptophyta, Magnoliopsida, Myrtales, Myrtaceae. The transcript has 3 exons. The record is from RefSeq and is a predicted model, not a curated record. The coding region runs from base 131 to 1036 and encodes 301 amino acids. Gene Ontology annotation, molecular function: DNA binding. Gene Ontology annotation, biological process: regulation of DNA-templated transcription.
CAUCGCUCCCCUCCUCCUCCUCUUCCUCCUCCUCCGCCGCCGCCGCCGCCGCCAUCCGCCGUGCGUGCUGCGCAGUAGAGAUUACGGUGAGGUGAGGAAGACGGCGAGUUCGCGACGAGAGGCCGCUGAGAUGACGGUGGACGUGCAGCUGCCGCCGGGGUUCAGGUUCCACCCGACGGACGAGGAGCUGGUGAUGCACUACCUCGUCCGCCGCUGCGCCUCGCAGCCCAUCGCCGUCCCCAUCGUCGCCGAGGUCGACCUCUACAAAUACAACCCCUGGGACCUCCCCGGGCUGGCGCGGUACGGGGAGAAGGAGUGGUACUUCUUCUCGCCGCGGGACCGGAAGUACCCGAACGGGUCGAGGCCGAACCGGGCGGCGGGGACGGGUUACUGGAAGGCGACGGGGGCCGACAAGCCGAUCGGCGGCGGGGGCCCGAAGGCGGUCGGGAUCAAGAAGGCCCUGGUGUUCUACGCGGGGAAGGCCCCCCGGGGGGACAAGACCAACUGGAUCAUGCACGAGUACCGCCUCGCCGACGUCGACAGAACCGCCCGCAAGAAGAACAGCUUGAGGCUUGAUGACUGGGUGCUGUGCCGCAUAUACAACAAGAAGGGCACCAUCGAGAAGAAGCCGACCCACGUGCAGCCGCCGCAGCCGCCGGCGGUUCCGCAGUCCGUGGGCCCCGCCGCGGCGGCGGCCAACAGCUUCACGGAGCAAGAGGACAGGAAGCCGCCGGUCCUGACGGGCCGUGCUGCGGCGAUGCCGACGCUGCCCCUGCCCCCUCCGCCACCCUCGGGCGCCGCGCUGAACGACCUGGUGCACUUCGACUCGUCGGACUCGGUGCCGAGGCUGCACACGGACUCGAGCUGCUCCGAGCACAUGGUGACGACGGAGCUCGCGUGCGAGGUCCAGAGCGAGCCCCGGUGGAAGACCGGCUGGGAGAGCGUGUUCGACUUCGGCUACGGGGACUCCGCCGGCGGCGGCAGCCAGAUGUCGCCGCUGCAGGACAUGUUCAUGUACCUGCACAAGCCGUUUUGAAUCUCGGGGCCGCUGGCGUAACCCGACCCGAGCCGGAUUGGGCAGAGCGCGCGCGCGCGGCGGCAGCACGAGACCCGCGAGUCCAUGAGUGCGCUGGUGCGGGCACCGUGUCCGGGAGAGAUGAUUAGUUCGACCGGACGGCGAUGUUUGGGACUUGGAUUGUAGCACGGAUUAGUCGUGACCUUGGGUACAUCAUCUGUAUAUAUUGCAUGUUUCGUGUGGUGUAUACAGAAUCAUUAGUUUACAAAUGAAAGUUGGAAUUGUCAUCCGCUCCGA